AUGACAACUCCCCCCGGGAGCGAGAGCGGGCGCCGGUCUCCGCUCGCCGGCAGACCCGCAGGGGCCGGUGCCGCUGGGGCGGCGGCGGCGCUGCGCUGCGCUUUCCUUGACCCGGCACAUCUCAUUCGCUCCAUUAACGACCCCGAGCACCCCCUCACCCUGGAGGAGCUGAAUGUCGUCGAGCAAGUGCGAGUGAAAGUGAAUGACGCGGAAAGCACGGUGGCAGUGGAGUUCACUCCCACCAUUCCUCACUGCAGCAUGGCGACAUUGAUCGGCCUCUCCAUAAAAGUAAAAUUGAUCCGAUCUCUGCCCGAGAGAUUUAAGCUGGAUGUUCAUAUAACACCAGGAACACAUGCUUCUGAGCAUGCAGUUAAUAAACAGCUUGCUGAUAAAGAACGUGUAGCAGCUGCUUUGGAAAACUCUCACUUACUGGAAGUGGUGAAUCAGUGUUUGUCCGCUCGAUCAUAAUUGCCUGAUGAGGAAAUUGUUGAAAAUGAAUUUUGCCCUCACAGAUUUUGGGGAAGAAAGGAAUGCGAAUAUGUGCCGGGGGAAAACAGAAGGAUGACUAAGCUGCCAACAGAUUGCUUCAACCUGCACUCCAAAUAGAGGAGGAAUCAGUAAAUUAUGCAUUGUUGAAUCUCUUUGCUUGGCUUUCACUGCUACAUAAUAAUUGUGUUAAAUAAUUUAUUGGGAUGUUGGCACUUGCCUCAUGAAGCACAUUGUACACAGUAACCCUGGGGGUGCGCUUUGCACCAUUCACCUUUUCAGAGAAGCAACAGUAUGGGGUUAGAUUGUUUAAAUUUAUAGUAUAUAGUUGGGGGAUGACUUUUCAGUAAAGGGACUCCGUUGUGGGAUAUCAAAGGAAAGGUCUGACUUCUGCUGCUUAGGGAUGGAGAAUUCUAUUACUUUAGAUCUGGUGUGUUUCUUUAAGUGAUAUGGAUAUUGUAUUAAUGAGAUGAUAGAAACAACAGUAAGGACAAACCACAGUUACUUUGCUGAAGAUGACAGGUCCUCCUGUACAGGCUCCCUCAGCUUGGAUACUUGCUGAAUGAUAACAUACCGGCAGUUCUAGCAAAAAUCUUCCGUUCCCUGGUUUUAAUGAUUGUUAGCUGGCUCCUGCUGUAUGGAGAUAAAGUGGGAGAACACCACCUUGAUUUGUUACAAAUAUUUCUUUUCAGACUUCUAUUUUUCCAAAGCGCUACCCCUAAAUUUAGCCUCUGGAAUGCUUUGUAUUAGGACGCAUUCCAUCAGAAACUAUGACCCUUGAGAGCAGCUGUGUUGAAUACAAACAGCCUCAUUCAAUUCCAGGAGAAAUGCCAGAAGCAGACAUCUGUUUUGCAUUCCUAGGCUCUGGGCAGAGCCUUCCAGGGGUGGCUGAAUGGCAUUCACUACUCUCAAUCUGCAAACACUGCAACAGGAGCUCCCUAGGGCAACUGGCUGUGUUGUGCACUAGAGUAACCUGCCAUGUGUUUGAGCCCACAGACCAACAGAGUUUGUGCAUCUCGGGUUCCACCACACUGCACAUACUUGGGCCUGCCCGUGCAGUCCUGCUCCCUGGGAGGAAGCAGACUUCUUCCCAGCUGCUCCCGUACUGUCAUUGCUGCCUAGUACCAGCAAUCUGAAACUUUUGAAGACUGUUCAUCCCCCACUUUCGUGAGUGGGAGGAAAGCAGCUCAGCAGCUUUGUAUCCCAAAGAUGCAACUGAACUGUCCAUGAAAUAACUAACUUCACAAUUCAUGGCAAUAUUUCUUGUGCUUCUUGGGUGGAGCAAUGUGUACCACACACUGGGAACUGUUAGUGAAAAAAAGUUCUUUC
Messenger RNA from Haliaeetus leucocephalus (bald eagle), 1815 nucleotides. RefSeq names its product family with sequence similarity 96, member B (gene CIAO2B). Gene Ontology annotation, cellular component: cytosolic [4Fe-4S] assembly targeting complex. Gene Ontology annotation, biological process: iron-sulfur cluster assembly. The transcript is spliced from 5 exons. The coding region runs from base 1 to 468 and encodes 155 amino acids. The record is from RefSeq and is a predicted model, not a curated record. NCBI's taxonomy places the organism in Eukaryota, Metazoa, Chordata, Aves, Accipitriformes, Accipitridae.